AUGAGAGUUUUUUCAAGCAAAAAACAGCUCAGAAACUUUAUCAUUAGUGUGUCAGUGCUAUCUCUUUGUUUCGUAUUUAUAAUAUUUCUACUGACAAUAGUACACAGCAAAAGCAAUCCCAGCAGUUCUAGCGCAUCUCUAUCUGAGUGUCAGCAGUCUUGGCCAGCAAAACAUGUGAAGUUCGCAGAAAACUCACUCAAUAGCAAUACCACAAGCAUUUCUCACAACAGAACUUACUAUUCACCAGCACAACGUAUAGCGUAUUUUUCAUCUUCAAAUACUAGCUAUUCUGUGCCAAAAAUGAAUCCACGUACGGCAAUAAGCCCAAGUAGAGUAACAGUUCCACAAGUUAAUCCUUCAAGAAUAAUAAUACCUCGAAGUUAG
Vittaforma corneae ATCC 50505 is the source of this 384-nucleotide messenger RNA. RefSeq lists its product as uncharacterized. NCBI's taxonomy places the organism in Eukaryota, Fungi, Microsporidia, Nosematidae. The record is from RefSeq and is a predicted model, not a curated record. The transcript has a single exon. Bases 1 to 384 code for a protein of 127 amino acids.